AUGGCCGCUGUGCUCGAAACACCAUCCAGAAUAUGGCGAAGAAUUGAAGCCAUCGAGGGCAGAGACAUGCCAUCCUUGCCUUCCCUUCCAGACUUCGAGGAUUCAGCUGAAGAAGAAGAUACCUCGUUGAGUAAAAUACUCGAAAACGAUUCUGAUGACCAGUUCGAACAAGACCUCCAAAGCGUUUCCUCGCCAAUCCACUCUACUCCCGCUGCAUCGACUCAUAACACGGUGAUAUCCGCCUACCGUGCCCAGUCUAGCACGUCUAGCACUGCUCGGUUUGCGAACUCCAUUGCUUCCAGAUCAGUCAAGUCCUUUGGUCAAUCUUCCUCUCGAGGGGAUUCGACAAAGCGAAGCCAACAGGACAGCUUUGAUAUUAGCGAUAUUCCAUCUCUCCCUCGUAUCCAGCCUGAGACAGGAACUGCACGAUAUUUAGACGACACUGAUGAUGACGAGGAGAGCAAAACGAGCGUUCCAGACGUCUACCUACCCCCACCAGAAGAGGAAGAGGACUUUCCUGCCCAGCGAGAACUUUCUUUAACCGAUGCCCUCCAGCCAAUCAGCCGUACAGGAUCUCCAUCCUUCCCUUUGGAGAAUUUUGAUCAUGAAGGAACGCCAAAGAAGAACUAUGACUUUUCAGUUAGCCUGAAAUCAGAGCCAAAGGCCUCGCCAUUUGAUAAAUAUCGUAACGUAGCAUUGAGGAAGACUACUGCACGAACCCGAACCCCAUCUCUUUCUCGAACUACUUCCUCAGAGGCCACCUCACCUGGUGCAUCUACUCCACGAAGCGACAGGUCUACGCCUUGGUUAGAAGGAGAAUCUCCUCAAUCAGCUUCCUCUGCCGCUCGAUCGACAACCACUUCCCCUGCCACUAGGCGCCGCUUGAACGAAGACAUUACCAGCCCAUUGGAUCAUGGACAUAGCAGUGAAAGCCGGGACGCUGGGAUUCGUUCGAUGGAUAUUACGGACAUCCAUAUUUCUCCCCUAAGGCCAGAAGAUGAACGUACACAAGAAGAUGCUGACGAGCACCAGCAACACAUACUCCAAAACUCAAUAGAAAGGGAACCUACGUUCUCAUCAGAUGGCGACCCCACACCGCAUGCGUCGAGGAUUAGUGCUGACCCAGGCUCUUACCCAGCCAGUUCACCCAGUGCUUUAUCAUCUCCAGCUCAAUCCAUUGCUUUCACUCCUACUCCUGCCUUUCCCCGACCGCGUGCCCGUUUCGACCUCCCACCACCCCCUGCCGACCUAUUGGCCACGCCAGCUCCUCAGGAACAAAAUGAUCAUGGAGAGGAGGAAGACUUGAUGACUCCACAUACCCGCCGUCGUUCGUUCCUCCUCUCCGUCAUUAAUUCCACUGCGAGACCUCGAAUGAAAUUCCCCACACCCCAUCCACGUCACCUUUUGAGCACUCCAAGUAUCGCCGAAUCUACUCCAGCGGCGGGUUCGUCUUCUUUUUCUUCUGGCUCCAGCACAAACCUGCAGGCCGCAUUCGCUGGCGUUACUCCAAGACCCAGGAUGCCUGCCGGAAGACGAGCAUCACAUCCUCUGUCACAAGCAAUCUCUGCAUCUGCUUCGCCUGGAACGUCAGACUCAGAGUCUUCAGCCGGACCCUCGGGAUCCGGCUUGGCGCCUUGGGCCACUCCAGCACAGUUCUCUCCAUAUGAUGGAGCUGCAGAUAAGGCUUCGUUUAUUUCUACGGCCUCAUCCCAUGACUUAACUACUCACCAUCGAGUGAACACGUCGUUCGAUCCUGCUAUGGGCUUUGGAGCAGGUGCUCCAGGACAUGGUGUAGGGCGAUUCAAUGCCGGAAAAUUGAACAAUUAUUUGCAUGGUCUGAAUCGGAGACUGCAGGAAGAGAACGAGGCGCUGCUUGCCAGACUCAGGAACCUCGAAGCGGAGAAGAAAAUCGAAGAGGCGGUUUCUGCUGACCCCAGUCGAAGGUUGAGUGGUGGUAGCAGAAGAAGCUCGAUGGGUACUACACUCAGUAAUGUCCCAGAGGACAUGGCAGAGGGAUGGUUGGAGGAGAAGGCAGAGUUGGAGGAUAUGGUGGAUGCGUUCAAGGGGGAGGUCACGAAAUGUAUGGUGGAGAAGGAAGAAGUUGAGAGGGAACUGGAAAAAGAGAAGGAGGAACGAGAAAGAGAUAAGGAACGGUGGAGGGAACGGAUGGCUGAAGUUGAGGAAGGCGUUUCUGGGAUCAUUGCUGGGUUGGAGAGAAAGCUGGAAGCAUCGGAGAAGAGAGUAAAGGAAACUGAGGAAGAGUCAAGACGGCAGAUUCAAGAGAUGGAGAGGGAAUUGAGCGAUAUUCGAGGAGAGCAUGAUUUGGCUGUGGACCGCGCUUCUAAGGCCGAACGUUUGCUGGAAAAUGGCAAAGAGCUUGGUGGGGCCCUGAAGGAGGCAAAUGAGCGUGUUGGGAAAAUUAUGAGCGACCUUCGGAACGCCAACGCACAGACCAAGGAACUGGAGGAUGAGCUUACGCAGUCCGAUGCUCGUAUUGACGAACUUCAGAAGAGGGCGAAGGAGGAUCAGGAGGUCAUCUCAGGAUUAGAGGAUGAACUCAACAACCAAUCGGACGCCGUCGCUUCUGAAAGAGCCAAGAACAAGCAGCUGGAAGAUGUGCUCCAUGAAGCCGAGGAAGAGCUUGGCGCGACCAAGGCGUAUGUCAACGAGCUGGAGGAAGGUGCCUCUGCCGCCGUGGAGCAGAUCGAGAAACUCGAGGAAGAACUGGCAGCAGCACAUGAAACGGUCGAAUCAAUGGAGAACGCUGAGGAGCAGGCUUCGAUCCACAUGAAGAAUCUUGAGGAAGACGCUGAGAAGGCUAGAGAGGUGGCAAGGCAGAUGGAGGAAGCUUUGGACGAGGCUGAGCGAAAGAUGCUAGCUGACGAAGAGGCACUUGCAGAUCUCAAAGUUAAAGUGGACUCUCUCGAACGCGAGAAGCAACGACUGGCGUCUCAAGAAAUCUCUCGCACUCCAGCAGUCGAAACAGGGUUGACCGAGGAUGACCUGGAAGCUCUGGAGAACGAGCUUGAUGGUGCUAACAAGGAGAUCGCGCGGCUACAAACCCUCCUGGAGCAGUCCCCGGCCCGCAAGGCUAUGGAGAAGGCGAAAGAUAUGAAGAUCGAGAUGCUUGAACGAGAAAAAGAGGAGUUGCUCGAGAGGAACAAGGCUCUACGGAUGACAUUCAAUGAGAUGAACACCCCGAGCAAAGUUUACAAUGUCAAUGGCAUAUCGCCUAUUCACCGUCAUGUGUUGUCGAUGUCCAUUAAGGCGCCUCGGACCCCUGGAGCCCCACUGCGAGAUAUGUCAUGGCUAAACAACACCACCUCGGAUCCCUCAAUAUCACCAUUGGUGGCAGAAAUUGGUCGCCUACAACGUGAACUUGAUUCGGCCAACGAAAGUAUCGACGACAAGUUGGACAAGCUUGAAGAUGCAGGGUUGGGCGUCGUUGGUUUAACCAAAAAGCUUGAAGAUUCCCGGUCGAAGAUCAGCAGACUGGAAGACGAGAUUGCUAGGCUUUCAAGGAAGGAAGAACGGUUCAUGCGUCGGUUCAGUCGGAUGAGGUGCCAGAAAUGUAACAUCAAAGUUGAUCUUCGGAAGCUGACUCAGUUAGAUGAGAGUUCAGUGGAUAUCUCACGAGACAACCUCUCAGCGGAACCUCCUACCCCCCCAACUAGAACCAGCGAAGCGCUCCGUGCCGACGUCAGGUCCUUGAAUGCGCAUCUUGACAGUUUGAAGAAGCAAUGGGAGGAAGAAAAGAAACAACUUCUUGGUGAAAAGGCCGUGCUCCAAGAUGCAGCAACGCGUUUGAACGUGCAAGUUAAGAGUGCAAAGGAAGAGGCCAGAAAAGCUGCUGAAACUGCUCGUGGGGGUGAUAGAGCCAAAGCGAACGUGCAGAGCGAGCUAGAGCACGCAAAGCAAACCAUUUCAGAGCUGGAAGCUGCAUUGAGUUUAGAACGCGCGCAGUUGAGGUCGUUGACUGCCGAGCAGGAUCGUAUGGCUCGGGAGAAAAAGCAGGUCAUGACUCAGCUCCAGAGGACGGAAUCCGACAUGGAUGAUGUCCGCCAACAGUUGCAGAGAGUCAAGCAGGAGAACUUGGAGCUGGAGACGGAACUGAGAGAGAACAUCAACGCCGAGCAGAAGGCACGUCUCCUGGAGAAACGCGUUGCAGAGAACGCAGAGACCAUCGCUCAGCUAAGGCAGGAGCGAUCUCUCCUGGCUGCAGAUCAUAAGGACCUUCAACGCCACUAUUCUGAGAUAUCCGAGAAUGCUAAUAAACUCCGGGAAGAACACGCUACGCACUUCACCUCCCACGAUAACCGAAGGCACCAACUUGAUAUACAGCUCCUCGAGAUCGAGGACCUUCGCCAUGCGCUGGAGCAUCAGGCAAACGAGCUCCAACGCACGGAGCAAGAGAAGGACAAGAUUUUCUCUGAAAAAAAUGACGUCGCUGAAAUGGUUGCCCUACUCGAGAACGACCUCAAGCGAGUGAGGAGGGACGCAGAAGCGUUUGGGAAGGACUUGAAGACUUUGCGUGCAGAGAAAGAAAGGGUGGAGGGGAGGCUUAAGGAAGAAGUGGCGAAGGGCGAGAGAGCGAGGAAGCAGGGUGCGGCGCAGGUGAGGUUGUUGAAUGAACAGUUGGAGAAGCAGAAGGAGAAGGCGGGGAGGGCGAAGGAGGAGUUGAGGAAGCAUGUGUGUGCUGCGGACGAGAUGCAGCUGUCUGCGAUGAAGUUGCAGCAUAAUAAAGAGUGUAAAGGUCUCAUGCUGCAGAUUCGGUAUCUCAAAGCCAAAUUCGUUAGGGAGGCAUGUUUUAGAGAUGGGCUGGUGUAUCAGAAGAAAUAUCUCUUGGAGUUGUUGGGGAAGUACGAGAAGAGCGAGCGAACGAUCUUCGCUUCGAUAGCGAGAAUCGGGUUCCCCGUUGCGGUGGCCCCUCCAGCUACGAAGAAAGCGCCAAAGUUGAAAAGCGUUGCGAUGAUGGUUGUUUUCUUGAGUCGCGUCAAGUGGGUUUCCUCAUCCUUUCACGUGGUAGUAGCUGCCCAUCUGACCCGUUGA
This is a messenger RNA of Laccaria bicolor S238N-H82, 5049 nucleotides long. RefSeq lists its product as uncharacterized. The record is from RefSeq and is a predicted model, not a curated record. The transcript has 10 exons. Lineage: Eukaryota; Fungi; Basidiomycota; Agaricomycetes; Agaricales; Hydnangiaceae. The coding region runs from base 1 to 5049 and encodes 1682 amino acids.